Molecule: messenger RNA, 867 nt
Organism: Rhagoletis zephyria (snowberry fruit fly)
Lineage: Eukaryota; Metazoa; Arthropoda; Insecta; Diptera; Tephritidae
Source: RefSeq, a predicted model, not a curated record
UUGUACUACGACACCAAGAUGUACACUGAAUCUCUCCAACUCGCUUCAACUUUGCUCAAAGAACUCAAAAAACUCGACGACAAGAACCUUCUUGUUGAAGUGUUGCUUUUGGAGAGCAAAACCUACCACGCACUGAGCAAUUUGCCAAAAGCCCGAGCUGCUCUUACCAGUGCCCGAACCACUGCAAAUGGCAUUUACUGCCCUCCGAAGUUGCAAGCCGCCCUUGAUUUGCAGUCUGGCAUUCUUCAUGCUGCUGAUGAGCGAGACUUUAAAACGGCUUUUUCGUAUUUUUACGAAGCCUUUGAAGGAUACGACUCAAUUGACGCCACUAGCAAAGCGAUGGUCGCCCUCAAGUACAUGUUGCUUUCGAAAAUUAUGCUAAACAGCCCCGAAGACGUGCAAGCUAUUACUGUGGGCAAGUUGGCUCUCAAGUAUUCCGGAUCAAACAUUGAAGCGAUGAAAGCCAUUGCAAAGGCAAGUCACAACCGCAGUUUGCACGCUUUUCAGGAGUCUCUAAAGACCUACAAGACUGAGCUUAUUGAUGAUCCUAUCAUUAAUGCUCACCUCAAAUCACUCUACGACACUAUGCUGGAGCAAAAUCUGUGUCGCAUCAUUGAGCCUUAUUCCCGCGUUCAGGUCGCUCACAUUGCCUCUUUGAUCGAGUUGCCCAUUGACGCAAUUGAGAAGAAGCUGUCUCAGAUGAUUUUGGACAAAAAGUUCAGCGGCAUUCUCGACCAGUUUGAUGACGUGUUGAUCAUUUUUGAAGACCAGGUGUCGGACAAAACUUACUCUUCGGCUCUUGAGAUGAUUCAUUCUAUCGGAAAAGUUGUGGACUCGCUGUACCAAGAAGCCAAGAGACUGUCAUAA